This is a messenger RNA of Cooperia oncophora, 483 nucleotides long. Lineage: Eukaryota; Metazoa; Nematoda; Chromadorea; Rhabditida; Trichostrongylidae. The record is from the annotation of a GenBank genome assembly.
UUGUUCUGUUCCAGGAACGUAUACUGCACUUACUACCGCGAAACCAACGAAAUCACAUGCGGAAUAGUCACUUGUGCCACUGAAAUACCACCAAAUGCUGAUCUCGAGAAGGAGGGCCUGGACGUAAAGCUUCCACGAGGAUGGUACCGUAUUGGCGUACAGACGAUCCGUAAUGAUCACUCGUGGUUCCAUCUUUAUCGACGACGAGCCACUGGAAGUGGAUACUGGGAUUUCUAUACAAACAUACCAGAACGGAACUGUAUAGGAGGUUUUGGUCUCCACGCCGGUAAGAACAUACCAGCAACGGUUACUGUAAAGGAUCCCAACUGCUUUUCAAAGCUCGCUGAUCAGAUUGAGAAGAAAUCAACGAUUGAAAAAUUCGACGUCCAUCAGUGUCGAAAUUGCAUAUUCCAUAGCUGUUGGCUUGGUACUCGAAUAUUACCGGCUGCUCGUCAAUACACCACCAAUUUGAGAAGUUACUGA